Molecule: messenger RNA, 2686 nt
Organism: Bombus impatiens (common eastern bumble bee)
Lineage: Eukaryota; Metazoa; Arthropoda; Insecta; Hymenoptera; Apidae
Product: protein zer-1 homolog
Exons: 9
Coding region: 1-2346 (781 amino acids)
Cellular component (GO): Cul2-RING ubiquitin ligase complex
Source: RefSeq, a predicted model, not a curated record
AUGGCGGAUUUGGAUGACUUAUUUCAUUUAGAUCAAUACAUAGGUCCAGAAUCUCUUGCAGAAUUAUGUUUCCAAGUAAUCUGCAAAAAUUUAGACAUUAUCUCAGUAAAGGAUAAGUGUGAAUAUCGAAAUCUUUUAAAAGGAGUGGUUUUCCCAAGCGAAAUAUGCGAUAAACUUAUUGAAUACGUUUUACGAAACGAUAUAAACGAAGAUCAUGACUGUUUCUUUACGAUUUUCAAAAAUGUAUGGAUAACCAAACUUAAACGUGUCAAAGUUGUAGGAUCCAAUAUAACCGAUGAUUCAGUACAGAUCCUUGCAAAUCACAAACUUGUAAGAUUAGAACUUACAGAUUGUCCCAAUUUAACAGACCGAUCUAUUGAUUACAUAAAUGCAAAUGCAGAAAAUUUGCAUACUUUAGUAUGCCGUGGUAGUUCUGGAAUUAUUCCGGAAAAACUUACAGCAUACCAGAAACAAGGACAUGUAUUUAAAAUACCAAAUCUACGGACCUUGGCUAUAGAAUAUGUUCAAAUUUGUGCCUUGGAUUAUAACAUACUUUUGGGUGGAUUAACAAAUUUAACAAAUUUAGAUUUGUCCAAUAGUUCUGAUAUGGGCACCUUUGAUUAUUUUCAUUUGGUUCCUAAUUUAGUAUCCUUAGUUUUAUAUAAUGUUAGAAUUAUUUCUCAAGCACAAGCCUUUGUUACCAAUAUCUGUCACUUGAAACAUUUAAGGCAUUUGGAUAUCUCUCAAAUCCAUCCAGAAGAUGGAAUAUUUGCAAAUCCUAAUACAAUCUUAUCUGAUAUAGUAAAUGGUUUGCCUCAACUAACUUCUUUAGAUAUUAGUGGGACAAAUUUAGCAGGAAUAGAAAUUGUAGAUCGUAGAAUACAAACAGUUGAAAAUUCUUUCUAUUCUGACAUAUAUAAUAAUAAUCUUUGUGAUAUACCAGGUCUUAUUUCAAGAGUGGAUAGACCUUUACAGUUUUUAGGACUUUAUGGAGCAAAUGAUGCACCUUGCAGGCGACGUAAUAUUCCAGCAAAAUUGAUUGCAGGAAAUGCAAAUGAAGAUCAAAUAUUGGUUGCAGCUCACGUUUAUAUGAAUAAUAGAGAAGAUCUAAUGUUAAAAGUAAUAAGUGAUUUAUAUCAUAUGUACAGAUAUGAAAAUUGUCAUAGGAUGGAUCAAGCACUUUGCGCAGUAUUAGAAGCAAUGGAGAAAUAUCCUACUCUGAAAGAUAUACAAAUAUCUGGAAGUGCAGCACUGUUUUAUAUUGUAAAAAUGAAGGAAAAAGGCGAACUUGAAGCAAGAUUAAAAAGGAGAAUUGUUCGCACACUUCUUGUUGGAAUGAGUAUUCAUAAAAAUGAAGAAACUAUGAUGCGUAAUGGUUGCCUAACAUUAUACCAAUUCCGAUUGCCACAAGAUGUGAUGUCACACUAUGAAACAUUGGUAAAAUUACUUUUGCAUUUAGCUAAACAUGCACAACAGGAAAGUUAUGUUCAACGCAUUGGAAUAUUUCUUUUAAAUACUUUGGCAUGUCAAGUAACAGGCAGAGAAAAGCGUUUAUUAGGCGAUCUAGGUUGCAUAAAAACAAUGCUUGAACUAAUUAAAUACAGAGUUGAAUCUAGAACAUUUGAUGAUGUUAUGGAAGUAGCUUGGUCAACUAUGUGGAAUGUAACUGAUGAAACUCCUAUAAAUUGUCAACGAUUUUUUGAAGAAAAUGGCAUGCUAUUAUUCUAUAGAUGUGUGAUGCAAUACUCUCGCAAAGAAGAAUUAUUAAAAAAUAUGAUGGGUUUACUUGGUAAUGUAGCCGAAGUACAAAGUCUUAGAGUGCAUCUAAUGCAACUACCAUACAUGGUAGUUUUCACAAAUUUAAUACGUACUGUCAGAGAAAGCAUUGAGGUACCAUAUAAUGCAGUCGGGAUAUUAGCUCACAUAGCAUCUGAUGGUGUUGAAGCAUGGACAAUAGAAAAACCUAGUCGAAAUGUAGUUCUUGAACUUAUGGUUGAAGCUAUUGAACGAUGGGAUAUAUCAUCAGAACGUAAUAUUAAUUACCGCUCAUUUCUACCACUAUUACGUUUGGUAGAUAUUUAUCAUACACCACAAUGUCAACAUUGGGCGGUUUGGGCUCUUGCUAAUCUUACAACUGUAUAUCCCCAUAAAUAUUGCAUAUUAGUUAUUCGAGAAGGAGGAAUUGAGAAAUUGAAUACUUUAAUCUCAGAUCCAAGACCAUAUGAGCGUAUAAAAGAACUUGCCCAUAUUGUAAUUGAAAAUUGUAGUCGUUAUAGUAGCAACUCCAAUGACAUGAAUGUUCAUUCCCCUUUAGAUGAAGACUAUAUAUAUAGCUCAGAUGGUUGAAAAUCAAUUUUCAUUAUUAUAAUUCAAACACCAUAAAAAGUAGAAUGUUUUAUGUCUGUAACAAAAAGUCUCCUAAAGAAAAGAGUGUGAGUAAGAUUAUAAAACUUGCUAAAGCAUUUGUAUGUUGGUUUGCCAAACUGUAAAUUUGAAAUUGAGUGGUCAAACAAUCUUACUCGCACUUUCAUCACAUAAACAUUUCAUUACAUAUUUUAUUUAUUACAUGUUAUGAAAUAUAUUUGGAUCAUGGAUGCAAAUAUAUUAAUAUAUUAAUGAUAUUAUUAACGAAAGAGUAGUUGGUUUAAUAAAAAUAUUUUUGAUGUUCAUAAUCAAUCUCUAUAAA